Molecule: messenger RNA, 3950 nt
Organism: Notothenia coriiceps (black rockcod)
Lineage: Eukaryota; Metazoa; Chordata; Actinopteri; Perciformes; Nototheniidae
Product: enhancer of polycomb homolog 1-like
Exons: 12
Coding region: 250-2433 (727 amino acids)
Biological process (GO): regulation of transcription by RNA polymerase II
Cellular component (GO): NuA4 histone acetyltransferase complex
Source: RefSeq, a predicted model, not a curated record
AUGUCCGCCAUGUUGUCCAUGGCGCACUGAACCAACGGUAGGGAGCGGAGCGUCGGAAAAAAACAGUCCGAGAGAGAGCGACCAAGAUCCGGGCCCUUCCCCCGGCUCCGUUGGCGACGCCCUAAAUACAAGCUUUACAACGUUAGAGUAGAGAAAACCGCACAGAAACAUCCAUGAAAGCGCCACUCGGUACCGUUGUGAAUAUCAGGAGAUCCGAUAGAUUUAUAUUGCAUCUCGAGUUGUGAAAAAAUGAGUAAAUUGUCGUUUCGGGCGCGAGCUCUGGACGCUACCAAGCCGCUGCCCGUGUUCCGUUGCGAGGAUUUACCCGACCUGCACGAGUAUGCCUCCAUUAACCGGGCCGUGCCGCAGAUGCCCACGGGGAUGGAGAAAGAAGAGGAAUCGGAACACCAUCUCCAGCGGGCCAUCUCGGCGCAGCAGGUUUAUGGAGAGAAGCGGGACAACAUGCACAUCCCGGUGCCCGAGGCGGAGAGCGACAUCACGUACUACGAAUCCCUCUACCCCGGGGAGUUCAAGAUGCCAAAGCAGCUAAUUCACAUACAGCGUGAGUGGGCUUCCCUUAAUUCAAGGCGUUUAUUGUCAUGUGUGCAUAGCUACAUCAUGUCUUUAAGUAUCGCUUAUAUAUAUAUUUCCUCCUCCAACACUCAGAACCGUAAGAACGACGAGGCGUCCUACGAGAAGAUGCUGAAGCUGCGCAGGGAUCUCAGCCGAGCCGUCACCAUCCUGGAGAUGAUCAAGAGGAGGGAGAAGAGCAAGAGAGAGCUGCUGCACCUCACACUGGAGAUCUUUGAGAAGAGGAACGUCAUGUCGGACUACAGUGGGGAGGUGAUGGCGGAGGUGUUGGCUGAGCGGGCGCUGGUUAGGCCGCAGAUCAUUCCCCUGGUCCCCGUCACUAACCAGUACCGACACCAGGACCACAUGGACCUCAAGGACUACAAGUCCAAGCCCGAGAAGGCGGAAGUCCCCCGUCAGAAGAGGAAAUACGAGAAGAAGCAGAAGGCGUUGCCGCUGUCGUCGGGCGCACCCCACCACCCGGGGCCUGCUGUCUUCAACGCCAAGGACCUCAACCAGUACGACUUCCCCAGCUCGGACGACGAGCCCUACUCCCAGCUGCACUCAGGCUCUUCAGAAGCAGAGGAGGAGAACGACCCAGACGGUGCCUUCGCCUUUCGCAGGAAGGCCGGCUGCCAGUACUACGCUGUGCGUCAGGACCGGGUGGGCAGCUGGCCGUGGUGCGGACCCUGGGACGGCGGUUUGGCAGAAGCUCGUUUCCGCUACAGUCUCACAACGCUCACCGUGCCGCGCCGCUGCCUCGGGAUGGCCCGGCGGCGCAUGGGGCGAGGCGGCAGGGUGUUGCUGGACAGAGCGCACACGGACUACGACAACGUUUUCCACGACCUGGAUGCAGAAAAGCUCGACACGUCUCUUCCUCCGUCACCUCCUCCUCCUGCAGCUUCUUCGCGCUCGCCGGCCUCCGACAAGCUUGCCAGUACCUCAGAAACAAAUACCUCGGACAGAAGUUCCUCCUCCCCCUCUUCCACGGACCUCAGUCAGAUACUGUUGAAUAUAAGUUCGUGCCGAUGGAGGCACUUUAGACCACGGACACUACCACUACACGAGCUGGACAAUGCCCACCCGCUAUUCAGGAAGCUGAGUCGCAGCCUGAAGCGACCCGCCUCCUCCCCCACAGCCGCGGGACAGCCGUUUGGCUCGCUGCGCCCGGGGAGGGUCGUCCACGCACCCCCGCCCACUGCUGCUUUCACAGCCGAACAGUACCAGCAGCAUCUGGAGCAGCUGGCCCUGAUGCAGAAGCUGCAGCUGGAGCAGGUCCAGCUGCAGCUGAAAGCCAACAGCACCGCCACUACAAACAGCACAAAGGGUCUGUCUCAUACGUUGGACCAGGCCAGCGCUCAGUUCGCCGCCUCGGCUCUCGUCACCGCCGACAAACUGCUGGCUCUGAAAACCAAGGAGGACCUCGGUCCGGGAGGAGGAGCGGUGAACGGCGUCCUCUCCCCCUCAGGUGUCUACAAGGGCUCUCACCUCUCGAGCACAGCGGCUCCACCUUCCUCUUCCUCCCCGACUCCCUCCCUGCUCCACCCCUCGGCCACCAGUAACAACAACGGCACCGCCCACCACCACUCCAACACCACUAACACCACUCAGGUCCUGCUGGGAAACAACAGCCUCCGUCUGGGGGUUCCCACCGGAAAGCGCGUCCACGUCCCCCGGACGCUGAGCAGCACCACCACCAUGUCCACAUCCGCCUUAAAACUCGCAGCCGCCAACUGUCAGAAACCCAAGGUCACCGCGACCUCCGCCUCGCCGCUGGACAUAGUGCCCAGGGAGAAUCAUGAACAAGAGAAGCCAGCACUGAACAGUCUGUCAGAGAACACAGUGGCCAUGGAGGUCACGUAGGGGGGAGGGGGAGAGGAACCCCCAUUUUCUUUUUUAGGUGCUAUGCAUCGUUCGUUAUUGGUGGCGGAAUGAGCAAGACUUGGUUUCCUCGGCAACUGUUUUGGGACUUAAUUGCAAUGCUCGUCUCGUACAAAUCUUUUUUUCUUCCUUGCCCUCCUCCCCCCCCAUUUCCCCUAUUUGUUACUGUUGAUAAGAGAUCGUCUGUAAAUUCUUAAUGACAAUUAUAUGUACAGUACUGCAUAUUUGUAAUACCCUCCCACACACCCCCACCCCUUUGUUCUUGUAUAUAACAUUACUUGAAUACAGAAUUGUUCAUUUGUGAUGUUUUGCACUCGAGAUAUAAAAAAGAAAAAAUCAAAAUUAAAACAAGAGAACGACAAACUGCAACUGGUGCGAGUGUGAGAGAAAUGUAUGUCAUCAUCACAUGGUGCGGGACCUGCUGUUGGAUCUAUUUAUUGUGCCGUGUUUACAAACCUUUAUUUUCCCGUUCAUGUUUUUUAUUUUUAAAUCCGUUUACCCCAAACCUCCUUUUUUUUUGUACACACUGUACCCCUCACCGGUUCCCCCCUUAUCAGUGUUUAGCUAGAUUAAAAAAGAAAACUUAAAAAAAAACUCUGUAUCAUUUUGGAUGUUGUGAACAUGGCCGGGGGCUCGUCUGAUUUCUGUAGGACGAACUUCCACGAUGUUCCCGUCAUGUUGCAUUCAGGCGCAGGGCCGGAGAAGGAAAACCACGACGGGUGUGAUUUGUUUGUCGUAAGCAUCAGUUUGUCAGUUUCCACAAUGAUCUUCCAUACAUAUAAUAUUCCUGAGACGAGGAACAAAACAAUGGGGGGGUGGGGGAUGAAUCUUUCCCAGAAGACUUUGCUGCUUCUGAUUUAUCUAAGCACUAUAUCAUUUGUUUGUUGAUUUAAUGCUGCUUCUGUAUGAUUUCUGCCGUCUGGUUCGCACCGGAUGGUUUUAUUUACUUAAUCUCUCAAAGAUAACCCUUUUUUUAUUUUUAAGAAUAAAUAUUUUUGUAUCCCCCACACAUUUAUUUUUUCAUUAUAAUUCCCCUCACUUCAUUAUUUUGUUACUUGUUGAUCAAAAAAUAAAUAUAAGGGAGUAAAAGAAAAUGCAGUAACUGACAUUAUCAUUCCAGCUUCUACAUAGAACAUGAUGUAUGAAUUGAAAAUAAAAGAAAAAAAGCUGUUUUUCUCUACUUUUAGAAAUUCUCCUGAAGGCUGAAAGGCCACGAACCACACCUUAUCGGGUGCCUUCAUUUGGAACAUACAAAAAGAAAUAACCGUUACAAAAAAAAAUCAUCGCUCUCUUCUGUGAAGAGAUUGGUACUGAACAAGGCUACUUGUAGUUUCUCUUUGUCUUUACCACAAUCCCAAAGCCUAUUCCACUGGCCCUGUUCAUUCGUGAGUUUUUGUUUGUUAUUGUAGACCCUUCAACCACACACACACACACACACGGGAAAGACUAAAAAUCCUCUUGAAUUGUCACAAAAUGAAAUAAAAAUCCAGGGCAUUAUG